UUCAAACUCCUAGCCAUGGAGAUUAAAACUAAAGCUUUCAUUCUUAUCCCUACAUUAGUCUGUUUAGCCUUCUUCCAUCUUUCUUUGGUUUCUUGCCAUAAAAGUGAAAAUGGCUUCAGUCUCGAUCUGAUCCACCGCGAUUCUCCUCUUUCACCUUUUUACAACCCAUCAAACACUCCAUCUGAACUCCUUCAGAAUGCUUUUCACCGGUCAUUCUCUCGGGCUUCCUUCUUUAAGAAAAGCUCUGUUAAUCCAAUCCAAUCAACUAUUACUCCAACCCUAGGUGAAUACCUCAUGAAAAUCUCAAUUGGAACUCCCCCGGUAGACACUCUUGUCAUUGCUGACACUGGCAGCGAUUUGACAUGGACACAAUGUGAGCCUUGUGUGGAUUGUUUCAAACAAUUGGCACCUCUUUUCAAUCCCAAGAAUAGCUCUUCUUAUAAAACUGUUGAUUGUAGAAAUAAACUUUGUCAAGAAGUAGGUUCUCUCUCAUGUAACAAUAAUACAUGUAAUUAUGAAGUGAUUUAUGGUGACCUAUCUGCUACCUCUGGCGAUCUUUCUAUUGAAACUUUUACAUUUGCUUCUACUUCUAGUAAAAAUGUCUCAAUUCCUAACAUUGCCUUUGGUUGUGGACAUUCCAAUGCUGGCACAUUCCCUAAUACCACUUCUGGAAUCAUUGGCUUAGGUGGUGGCAAUGUCUCAAUUGUCAACCAAAUGAAUCAAGAAAUCAAAGGGAAAUUCUCCUAUUGCUUGAUCCCAUUGGAAACAUCAACUAAUUCCAACUCAACUAGUCAUAUCAAUUUUGGUGAAAGUGCUGUUGUGUCGGGCCCCGGCGUCGUUUCAACUCCUUUGAUAAAAAGCGAAGAGCAAGAAACCUUCUAUUUUCUAUCUUUGGAAAGUAUUAGCGUCGGAAAUAAGACUCUACCAUUUAAAUCUUCUAAAAUUAGUUCCAAAGCUCAAGGUAAUAUUAUCAUAGAUUCAGGUACAACAGUUACUUUUGUCCCUUUUGAUUUUUACGCGAAUCUGGAGAAAACAUUGGUGGCUUCGAUUAAUGCUACUAGGAAAGAUGAUCCGUCUGGGUUUUUUAAGGUAUGUUACGCCUCUAAGAAUGGCACUAUCGAUGCUCCUAAGAUUGUCGCACAUUUUACAAAUGCGGAUGUAGAGUUGUCACCAAUUAAUACAUUUACACAAGUGGCUGAAGGUUUGGUUUGUUUUACAAUGGUGCCUGAGGAGAAAGUUGCUAUUUUCGGAAACUUGGCACAGAUGAAUUUCUUAAUUGGAUAUGAUCUUGUGGCCAACAAAGUUUCAUUCUUGCCUACUGAUUGCACUAAGCAUUAAGGAUUUAGUUGUUGAUAGGGGGUGACUAGUUAUAUAUACUUGUACAUCUAAUGAAUUUGGCUAUUGACUAGCUAGUACUCUUCUAUCCCCCCUUUAAUGUGACUAGCAGCGUUGGAUUUCAAUUGUUUCUCAAUUCUUUGAGACUUAAAGCUGAAACAAACAUAAGUUAUAUAUGUAAGAUUUCUCGACG
Messenger RNA from Lycium ferocissimum, 1528 nucleotides. RefSeq names its product aspartic proteinase CDR1-like. The coding region runs from base 16 to 1338 and encodes 440 amino acids. NCBI's taxonomy places the organism in Eukaryota, Viridiplantae, Streptophyta, Magnoliopsida, Solanales, Solanaceae. Gene Ontology annotation, cellular component: extracellular region. The record is from RefSeq and is a predicted model, not a curated record. The transcript has a single exon. Gene Ontology annotation, molecular function: aspartic-type endopeptidase activity. Gene Ontology annotation, biological process: proteolysis.